Molecule: messenger RNA, 723 nt
Organism: Knipowitschia caucasica
Lineage: Eukaryota; Metazoa; Chordata; Actinopteri; Gobiiformes; Gobiidae
Source: the annotation of a GenBank genome assembly
AUGCACUUUCUCUGGCUCUGCGUCUCCCAAAUCGCUCUGACAGAUGACGCCGAGUCCUCGCUGGGUCUCGCCACGCCGAUUGCACCCUUCACAAAUCCGCUACAUUCUUCCCCUCGCUCUGUCCCACUUCUGUUUACGACGUCGGCAUCGUGGCAGCCAGUCGUUAGCGCCCGAAACCGCUACGCUAACUGGCGCGUUUCAUCUGCAGUUAGCGGCGAACAGCGUGGCUUCCUUCAACCGCCGACUGAAGCAGGGAAUAAAAGGAAGAAGCGUCUGAUUGGGUUCUUGGGAGAGCAUAAGUCACUGCGUAAACCUGGGCCUGACCAUCUCCAGCUAAACCUGGCGUGCAGUGGGAACGAGACCGAGGAGGCGUGCAGUGGGAACGAGACCGAGGAGGCGUGCAGUGGGAACGAGACCGAGGAGGCGAUCGUCAGCGUCUGUCAGAGGACGGAGCAGAUAGAGUUAGCAGCAAAGCGACUCCGGGUCGAGACUCCAAUCUCCCAGAGACGCAAAAACAAUUCUAGGGGAAUGACAUGUUGUGGAAGACCCCAGGCUAGCUCCGUCGCUGUGGCUUCCGACGUGGGUGAAAGGAUCUGGUGUGACAAAGGGGGGAGGGCGGGUGAACCAUCUCGCACACAGAUGACCCACAUCGGCGGGACAGGUCGAGGGUCCCGGGCUGAAGCUUACCCCGAGGGAGACGCUAAUCUUGCGGACGAGAGGUGA